CACUCGUCUUUGCGAGAGAGAGUUUUUCCGAUUCGGCCGCCGCGCGGCCGUCACGAACCAGAUAAAAUCUCCACGCAGUUCCCCUCAAAAAGAAAUUUGGUUGAUUUUGAUUUGAUUUGAUUCGUGUGCUCCCCGCCGCCUUCGAUCCCUCCAACGGAUAAUCGCCGCCGACGACGACGAUUCGGAGGAGAAGAUAGUAUUCAAGUGGGUUCAUCAAGAUAAUUUGUUUGCAGUGUGCUGGAGAUAGUGUGGUCUGACCAGGCUUGUUGGGGAUUAGUGAAGCUAAGCAUCGCAGAUAUCUGACAACAGAGAGUUGAUGCCCAUGUUUGCUAGCACAAUAUGGAUAUUAUUGACUUGUGUUCAGACAGUGAAGAGUACUUCAGCCCGUACUCAGAUACAGAAGACAAUCUUGAUUUUGACGAUCCCAAUGAUGGUGUUAACCAGGUGGUUUUGCACAACACAGCAUUUGGCAAUAAUAGUUCAGAACUACUAGUCGGGCUGGAUGACGAUAACUGGUUAAACAACACUCAUGCUUUAUCCUCUCAUAGACCUGCUGAGAAUAGAUCAGACAUUAUUGAAAGCAGCAGCGGUGUCAACACUGACUGUCAGAAUAGUGCUUGGCAAUACAGGACUCUUCCACAUACCUUCAUGAGCAGCAGUUACAAGUCUCGUCCACUUUCUCUAACAGGAGGUAACAAUGUUGAAAGUACACACCCCACUGUGAAGCCUAACACUGUGCACUAUAAUGGAAUUGGGUUCCCUUCACCUGCUAUUGCAAGUGGCUACAAGCCAUAUGUUAGUUAUGGCCAGGGUGUUUCAAUUGAUGAUGAUGACGAUGAUGUCUAUGAGGUUCUGCAUCAACCAUUUCCGUUCAGUCAUUCGAGUUUAGGUGACAAGAAGAUCGAGGAAGAAUCCACUUGGAAGUACAAUGGUUUUCAAACAAGUUCUGCCUAUGGAAUCGAGAUGCCUACAUCUGCAAUGUCAACAGGUGGUGUCUCUGCAUAUGGAGGUCUAAACUCACAUAGGAUCUUUCCUCCAUCAGUGCCAUACAACAAUUCUGUUAACAAUUUUGGAGUCAAUGGCCUUGGCACUCAGAGCCACUUAAAUAUAGAAAAGAGGCUUUUUGGCCGUGAUGAGAGGGUGGUGUAUGAUGAAGCCCUGAAGCAAAUCAGUCAAGAAACAACGGAAGAAAAUUUGCCUGAAGGUGUUAUGUCAGUAUCACUCCUUAAGCACCAGAGAAUAGCAUUAGCUUGGAUGGUUUCCAGGGAGAAUAGCUCACAUUGUUCAGGUGGAAUUUUGGCAGACGAUCAGGGUCUUGGGAAGACAAUAUCAACUAUUGCCCUUAUACAAAAGGAGAGGGUUGAGCAGUCUAAGUUCAUGUCUGCUGAUGUGGGCAGCAUGAAAUCUGUAGCUAACCUUGAUGAGGAUGAUGAAGUAGUGAUAGUCAUGGACAAGAAGCAACUGAAGGGUGAAUCUGUGAAUAUGCUACAGGAUUCAACACUGUUUCCAUCAUCAGAAGCAGCAAGUGAUGCCGCAGAUCUGAAGCCCUGGGCUAGUCUACCGGGGUCUGCUGUUGAUAGAAUGGUAAAUGCUGUCAAAGUUGAACCCAAGAAGAAGGCUAGAGUGAGACCAUCGCCUUCGUCAACUUUGAGGUCUGCUAAUAGAUCAACUGCGGGAACACUAGUGGUGUGUCCAGCCAGCGUUCUUAGACAGUGGGCUAGUGAGUUGGCUGCCAAGGUUACUGAAAGUUCUAAAUUGUCUGUUUUGGUUUAUCAUGGAGGUUCAAGGACUAAAGAUCCAACUGAGUUGACAAAAUAUGAUGUUGUUGUCACCACAUACACUAUUGUAGCCAAUGAGGUACCCAAACAAAACUUUGAUGAGGAUAUGGAGGAAAAGAACAGCGAAACAUAUGGGUUAUGUCCAGCAUUUUCUAUUGGCAAUAAAAGAAAGAAAGACAGCGAACCAAAGAAGAAAAAGAAACCCAAAAAUUCAGAUGCUGACCUUGAUGGUGGACCACUUGCCAGAGUGCGAUGGUUCAGAGUUGUGCUUGAUGAAGCUCAAACAAUAAAGAAUCACAAUACUCAAGUGGCUAGAGCCUGUUGUGGACUGAGAGCAAAACGGAGAUGGUGUUUAUCAGGAACUCCUAUACAAAAUACAAUUGAUGAUCUGUAUAGUUAUUUCCGUUUCUUGAAGUAUGAACCAUAUUCUGUGUAUGGUUCCUUUCGCUCUAUGAUAAAAUACCAAAUUUCUAGAGAUGCAACUCGUGGAUAUAAGAAACUCCAAGCUGUCUUGAAGAUAGUUCUGUUGCGGCGCACAAAAGAAACACUAAUCGAUGGAGAACCAAUCAUAAAAUUGCCACCAAAAACGAUUCAGCUGAGCAAAAUAGACUUCUCAAAAGAGGAGCGAACUUUCUAUAUGAUGCUUGAAGAAGGUUCUAGGGAAAAGUUCAAGGAAUAUGCUUCUGCUGGGACGAUAAGAGAAAAUUUUGCAAACAUUCUUGUAUUGCUGCUGCGACUUCGGCAGGCUUGUGACCAUCCUCUUCUUUUGAAGGGAAAGGAAAAAGAUUUGAUUGAUACUGGUUCUGUAGAAGUGGCAAACAAACUUCCUAAGGAAACAGUGAUAAAUUUGCUUGGACAGCUGGAAGGAGACUAUGCAAUUUGUUCCAGAUGCAGUGACCCACCUGAGGAUGUUGUUGUAGCAACAUGUGGUCAUGUUUUCUGUUAUCAGUGUGUGCAUAAGAGCUUAACAAGUGAUGAGAAUGUCUGUCCCUCCCCUUCUUGUGGGAAGAAAUUAAGCGCUCAAACAGUUUUUUCACCUGGAGUGUUAAGGUUUUGUAUAGCUGAUAAAUUGGAGUCUGGUGCAACAACUAGUAGUUCUGUAGAAGCAGAUGGCUCUCCAUCAAUCUGUGAAAGCAGUUACAUAUCUUCUAAGAUCAGGGCAACCACUGACAUACUUAACUCAAUCGUGAAUACACCUGCUCUAACUUGGAGUGAUACUAUGGAAUCAAGUCCAAGUGAAGUAGCCCCUUCUAAGGCGAUAGUAUUCUCCCAGUGGACUGGCUUGCUGGACUUGCUGGAGCUUUCGCUGGAUAGCAGCCGUAUAAAAUUCAGAAGGCUUGAUGGUGCAAUGUCUCUCAACUUAAGAGAAGCAGCAGUGAGAGAAUUCAACACUGAUCCAGAGGUGAGAGUGAUGCUCAUGUCACUUAAGGCUGGAAAUCUUGGUCUCAACAUGGUAGCUGCUUGCCAUGUGAUUAUGAUUGAUCCAUGGUGGAACCCUUAUGCUGAGGACCAGGCAGUUGAUAGAGCACACAGAAUUGGUCAGACCCGUCCUGUAACCGUUUCCCGCUUAACUAUCAAAGACACAGUGGAAGAUCGGAUUUUAGCUCUACAGGAGAAGAAGAGAAAGAUGGUCCAAUCUGCUUUUGGUGAGGACAAACCUGGCGGCAGUGCAACUCGGCUCACCAUAGAUGAUCUCCAAUAUCUAUUCGGAAUAUGAGGGCAGCUCAUGAUCCUUUUGUGGAGCUAGCUGGUGAAUUUUGUCGUAGCAAGACUGACAUAGUCCUAUCAGCUAUAGCUGAUGACAAAGCCUUAGCACCAUUAAUUUAUGCACCCGAUGUUCCUCACCAUGGGUGAUGCCAUGUCUUUUGAAUUGCUCUGAUCAUUGGACAGAGAGGGUUAGUUAGCUUUUGUAAUUAGAUUAUGUUCGCCGUCGCUGGAAUGGGAUGUUAGGAGGUCUUACAUCAGAAGCAGCCUUUUUUUGUGUGUAUAUAUAUAUGGCAUGCUAAUUUUAAUGUUGGUUCUCUGAUGGAAUGCAUUACAAAGUACAAACUGUUACUCCUAUGAUUGUGAUGGGGAAGUCUUUUUCGCCCUUUAAGGAGA
This is a messenger RNA of Oryza sativa Japonica Group (Japanese rice), 3878 nucleotides long. The record is from RefSeq and is a predicted model, not a curated record. NCBI's taxonomy places the organism in Eukaryota, Viridiplantae, Streptophyta, Magnoliopsida, Poales, Poaceae.